Messenger RNA from Silurus meridionalis, 1133 nucleotides. RefSeq lists its product as uncharacterized. The transcript is spliced from 10 exons. Bases 185 to 1045 code for a protein of 286 amino acids. The record is from RefSeq and is a predicted model, not a curated record. NCBI's taxonomy places the organism in Eukaryota, Metazoa, Chordata, Actinopteri, Siluriformes, Siluridae.
AAUCACCUGAAGUGAUGUAUUUCCUUAAUGGUGUGUGUGUGUGUGUGUGUGUGUGUGUGUGUGUGUGUGUGUGUGUGUGCGUGCGUGUCCAAGAAUAAGCCAUAAAUGCCUGAGUUUCGCUCAAAGGUCACUCUGAGUCUGUAUUAAAAAGUGAAGAGAGUGUGUGUUUGAGAAAGAGAGAGAGAUGCAGGUCCUCCUGUGUGUGUGUUUCAUCGCUGCAUUUGUCAGUAGUGCAGAUGGACAAGGGGGUGCAGAUGCAAUCUGUGAAAGUGUUGUAGACUUUGCUCCUUGCCCUGGAAGUACCUGGACUUGUGAUGUAGAAGUCAGUCAGUGCUUCUGCAAAUCAGGAACUCCUUAUUGCAGAUGUAACAGUUAUAUUGAUGAGUUUUAUCUCGGGAAGUCCUGCUCUCAGAAAUGGACCACACUGACCUUCAUCCUCGUAGCAACACUUCCUGGAGUCGUGCUGGCGUUAGUGAUUGGAGUCACAGUUCACAUCAUACACACAUGUUGUAAAUCCAACAAGAGCCACAGUGCAGGGCAUAACCUUAACCGUAUCCCUGGUCAGGAAAUGUUCCCUGGAGUCGUGGGAUUAAAUUCUUGUCCAGCUCCCGGCCCCACACCUAUGCAGGUGGGAGUUCCAAUGGCAUCCACUCGGCCGUACAGUGUGUCUGAUAACACACAGUUUGUUUCUGGGGAAGCACUGAUGGGAGCCCCUCACCCACAGUACAAUGCACCUAAAAGCACACACCCUGCUUUUGAAAGACCACCACAGGGGCCUCAGUACAGUCACCCCCCAUCACCACCCACUCCGGUACCUGAGCGACUCGGCCAGCAGCCCUACAGCUACACAGGGGGCGGAGCUCAGGUGCUCAGUAACCCGUAUGCGAGAGCGAGGAACCCGUACGAGGAACACAACACGUCUGCAGAACCCUACAGUCAUCACACUUCACAGUUCGCUUAUGAGGAGCAGAGAAUGGCUCCACCUCCUGGUGCUUCUGAAUAUCGCAGUGCACUUCCUCGAGCUCAAAUUGGCCGACCAUACUGACCGCCCACACACACUCCUCCUAAUCCUUCUCACACACACUCCUAAUCCUCCUCACACACACCUCCUAAUCCUCCUCACACACACACCU